AUGGAAGCAGCGAUCUCUGCCGUCUUGUUGGAGGAAGAUGCUGAUGAUGAUUUAUUGCUCUCAUGCUUCCUAGAAGAUGACAGCGAUAUAUUUAGAAGGAGAGAAGACGAGGGAUGUUAUAGUGUGUUGAUAUUACGUCACUUAAUUGAUAACGAAACUAAAUUUAGAGAAUAUUUCAGAGUGUCGACUGAGAUAUUUGAUACAAUAUUAGGCUUUGUUAAAGAAGACAUCACGAGAUCGCAGUGCAACAGAGUCAAAAGGCCAAUAUCUGCUGAACAGAAGUUAUGUCUUACUCUCAGGUUUAUGGCCACGGGAGAGAGUUUUCGUUCACUGGCGUUUCAAUUCAGAAUAUGCCCUAGCUGGGUAAGUAUUAUUAUAAAAGAGACAUUGCAAUCUAUUUGUUCAAAAAUGUUGAAUUCUUCAAUACCAUCACCUGACCAAGAUGUUUUAAAACGUUCUUCCAUUGGUUUUCAUCGCAAAUGGAACUAUCCCAACUGCUGUGGGUCGAUAGAUGGAAAACAUAUCCGAAUAAUCAAACCUGAACAUUCUGGAUCUCUGUUUUAUAAUUACAAAGACUAUUUCUCAGUUGUGUUACUUGCGCUUGUAGACGACAACUACAAGUUUUUAGCAAUAGAUGUUGGUUCCUAUGGAAAAGAAGGUGAUGCAGGCAUAUUUGCUAAAUCUGUCUUAGGACAAAGACUUUCAGAAGGAACAUUCAGAUUUCCUGAACCAGCUAUACUUCCUGGAACUGACACUCUAAUGCCACACGUUAUUUUGGGUGAUGAAGCUUUUCAGCUGACUUCCUCAGUAAUGCGUCCUUACCCAAGGGCACAAUCUAAAUGUGAUGAAGAAAAAGCAAUAUAUAAUUAUCGCCAUUGUAGAGCUAGACGUACGUGUGAAAACGCUUUUGGAAUACUUUGCCAAUAUUUUAGAGUAUUUUUCACUGCCAUCGCCAUCAAGCCUGACACAGUGGAUCUUCUGGUCAUCGCAUCAUGCAUAAUACAUAAUCAUCUAAGAUCUGCAAGAAUUCCAUGCCCGGGUGAAGAAGAGGACCGAAAUGUGUGUCUCCCUACUGAAAAUAUGAUACCCAUGGCAAGACAAGGACGUAAUUCUACUCAUCUUGCGUAUAGCAUACGAGACAAAUUUAAAAAUUACUUUUGCAGCCAAGAAGGACAAGUAAGCUGGCAAUUAUAUCAUGUGAGGAAAACAAGUUAAAAAGUAUUUUUCACGUGAAGAAAGGGUAAAUGCAAAUGUUAUUCUUUUCUUUAAAAAAAAAUAUAUUCUCUUUGUGCUAUAGUAAUGCUGUGUAUUUUUGUAUUUGAGUGUAAAAUUUGUAAAUAUAAUAUGUCAAAAUAGAUAAUUUAUUAGCAAAUGUGCCAUUAUCCUUAGUAUUGACAUAAAAUUAAGUAACUAUAAAUAGGAAAACAUAUGAUUAUAAACUUCAAAAAACAUAAUUUUUGUUGUGCAUUUAGAAGAAUAAGACAUAAUAUUAUCAAACUUAAAAAAAGAUAGAAAACAAUUUAUUGUGAUAACUUGCCCUAGGCUCACCUACUACUUCAAAAUGGAACAUAUUUUAUUUCCACAUUUCCUGGUGCACACCGACGUAAAUUAUUUUUGGUUUAGUUUAAACACUGCAUAAAAUAUUUUUUAAACUUGGCCUAUUUUUAAAUAAGUAACAACUAUAUAGAACCGUAAGAUGUUUUUUUAAUGCAGUAAGAACAUUUUUUAAGACCACGUUUUAUGAGCCAUAGUAUUUAUUUUAUUAUUAACACAGAUAUUAAACUCUCUACUUACCACCUUUGUUUAAAGAAGCUGCAAUUUCCUUCCACACAUUUUCUCGAACAAUACUGUCUUUGUACUUGCAGUGAUGCAAAUCAUAUAACACACGAUGCUCCCUUACUAAAUCAAUCAAUUUCUCGUCCUGUUCUGCAGUAAAACUCUUUGACUCCAGAUAAAUCGCAUGCGUGAUCACGCUGAAGUCGGGGGCCAGGCAACUGCUGCGCGAUGCCCAUCCGCGACACGCAGCCGCGGCGAGCGGGAAACCCCCGCUUGCGCGGCCUUGGAAAUCAUCCCCGUUUCAACACACAGGUUCAAGUGCUGCGUGGUCACGCAGUGACGCAUCACGCAUCGCGCAUCGCGCAUGCGUGGUCCUUGGAAAACG
Bacillus rossius redtenbacheri is the source of this 2161-nucleotide messenger RNA. RefSeq lists its product as uncharacterized. Lineage: Eukaryota; Metazoa; Arthropoda; Insecta; Phasmatodea; Bacillidae. The record is from RefSeq and is a predicted model, not a curated record. The coding region runs from base 1 to 1215 and encodes 404 amino acids. The transcript has 2 exons.